Messenger RNA from Aspergillus fumigatus Af293, 903 nucleotides. Its product is annotated as putative cell wall protein. The coding region runs from base 1 to 903 and encodes 300 amino acids. The record is from RefSeq and is a predicted model, not a curated record. Lineage: Eukaryota; Fungi; Ascomycota; Eurotiomycetes; Eurotiales; Aspergillaceae. The transcript is spliced from 2 exons.
AUGCAUAACGUCAAAACGCUCCCAGCGCUGCUGUGCCUUCUGCUCGCGGUUGGCCCUACUGCUGUUCUCUCUGCUCCCAUUGCUGAUGUCGCAAGCCUGGACAAAAGGCAGGUCACUCACAGCAACACCGAUGCUGCCUCCGUCGUGGGCGCCGGCAUCCCCGAUGGACCCAGCUUCAACCAAGGCGACUUCUUCUCCACAAGCAGCGAUGAACAGCGCGAUGAGGACUGCGACGAGGAUGAGGAUAACGAUGGCUCAUCCUCUAGCCCGAGCGCGAGCUCAAGCAGCAACACCGGCGCCGCAUCUUUCAUGAACGCGGGCAUCCCCGACGGACCCAGCUUCAACCAAAACGAUUUCUUCUCUACGAGCAACGAUGAGGACCGCGAUGUGGGCGAUGGUGACGAUGGCUCGCAGUCGGGUUUCAGCACCAGUACUGACGCAGGCAACUUCGCCACGUUUGGUAUCCCCGACGGCCCCAGCGCUACCUUUGGAAAAGCCUUUCACCAUGAUUAUGAGGAGGCUCACUCCAAGCACCCCGAGACUACACCUGUUCCUGAGCCUAGUCCGCCUACGCCUACUGUAGAGACGCCUACCUCGACCCCUCCGGCUCAUACCCCUACUUGCGCUCCUCCGGCUCCUCCUUCUUCUGCUCCUCCUUCUUCUGCUCCUCCUUCUGCCCCUCCUACUCCUACUCCUCCUGCCCCUGCUCCUCCUGCCCCUGCUCCUCCUGCUUCUACUCCCUCUGCCCCGGCUCCUCCUUCGGCACCUCCUGCGCAGACUUCUGAAGUUCCUGCCUCAGCUCCUCCUCCGGCGCCUCCUGCUUCUGUCCCUGAAGCUCCUGUCGCUGCCCCCCCUCCACCAGCGCCAGCUCCCCCCGCUGAUCAUUCCUGUACCUGCAGUUGA